CCAUGGCCUUCGUCACAAGGCAGUUCGUGCGUUCCGUGUCCUCCUCGUCCACCGCCUCGGCCUCAGUCAAGAAGAUCAUCGUCAAGCAUGUGACGGUCAUCGGCGGCGGGCUGAUGGGCUCCGGCAUCGCCCAGGUUGCUGCAGCAACUGGUCACACAGUAGUGUUGGUAGACCAGACAGAGGACAUCCUGGCAAAAUCCAAAAAGGGAAUUGAGGAAAGCCUUAGGAAAGUGGCAAAGAAGAAGUUUGCAGAAGACCCUAAGGCUGGCGAUGAAUUUGUGGUGAAGACCCUGAGCAGCAUAACGACCAGCACAGAUGCAGCCUCCGUUGUCCACAGCACAGACUUGGUGGUGGAAGCCAUUGCGGAGAAUCUGCAGUUGAAAAAUGAACUCUUCAAAAGGCUGGACAAGUUUGCUGCUGAACAUACAAUCUUUGCCAGCAACACUUCCUCCUUGCAGAUUACAAGCAUAGCCAAUGCCACCACUAGACAAGACCGAUUCGCUGGCCUCCAUUUCUUCAACCCAGUGCCCAUGAUGAAACUUGUGGAGGUCAUUAAAACACCAAUGACCAGCCAGAAGACAUUUGAAUCUUUGGUAGACUUUACCAAAACCCUAGGAAAGCAUCCUGUUUCUUGCAAGGACACUCCUGGGUUUGUUGUGAACCGCCUCCUGGUUCCAUACCUCAUGGAAGCAAUCAGGCUGUAUGAACGAGGUGAUGCAUCCAAAGAAGACAUUGACACUGCUAUGAAGUUAGGAGCUGGUUACCCCAUGGGCCCAUUUGAGCUUCUAGAUUAUGUCGGGCUGGAUACUACGAAGUUCAUCGUAGAUGGGUGGCAUGAAAUAGAUGCGAAGAACCCAUUGUUUCAGCCCAGCCCAUCUUUGAAUAAGCUGGUAACAGAGAACAAGUUGGGCAAGAAGACUGGAGAAGGAUUUUACAAAUACAAAUGAUGCUCAACUUCUCCGGCUCUGAGAAGAAGCCCUGAGAGCGCUCACCAGCCAGCACCCGAGUGCCUGCGGGAAUGCUCUGGUCAGAUGUUCCCUCACACAGCACAGUCUAAUCAAUGUGCAUUUUGAUUGUAAUCUAGCUGAAGUGAUUAUUACACCAAUUACAGCAGUAAUAGAUUCUCUAUUAAGAACUAAUUUUCUUUUUUAGUCUGUUCAUUUCUGUGUAUUUUCUAAACAGCUUUACACCCUUGGUGCCUUGGAGCAAACAUUUUUUUUGAGCCUUGUCAUUUUUGUGAAGAAUUGCUUGGAUUGGUUCUUUCAUCAAGGGGAAGUACUUCCUGUGACAGUGCAAGUACACCGUGUUCACUGUUGCUGCGUGGGAGAGUCACAAGCCACUGGCACACACCUGGUGUGUCUAAAGCACUACAGCGAGCAGCACCUAGAUCUUGCCUUUAUAAGAACAUUUUACUACCUGCAGCUUUGAGCCUUGCCCUGCAUUCUGGACACGACAUAAGAUAUUGUGUCUUUAUUCAGCUCAUCGUCAAGAUGCUGCUGCUGGAUGGGUCGGCGUGUCUCUGUGUGCAUGGUUUGCAGGAGGAGGUCGGUUUCCAUGGUCAUUCAGUUCCACACAUCUUAAUGAUUACUGUCUGUCUGUGUCUUUUUUCCACGAGAAAUCACUGUUGCAAAUUGCCUAUAAAAAUUGACUCUACUAAAAUACGAUGUUUUAGUCUGUGAAAAUUUGAAUUGAAAAAAGUUGUAUAAUAUAAAAUUGUAAUACACUCAAAUGAUUAUAAAAGUAAAAAGUUGAUAAUUUAGGCAGAAA
Molecule: messenger RNA, 1767 nt
Organism: Callithrix jacchus (white-tufted-ear marmoset)
Lineage: Eukaryota; Metazoa; Chordata; Mammalia; Primates; Cebidae
Gene: HADH
Product: hydroxyacyl-CoA dehydrogenase
Biological process (GO): fatty acid beta-oxidation
Cellular component (GO): mitochondrion
Molecular function (GO): NAD+ binding; (3S)-3-hydroxyacyl-CoA dehydrogenase (NAD+) activity
Source: RefSeq, a predicted model, not a curated record